GUUGCUUAGGUAGAAAGCAAAAAACAUUUUCGAUUUGAUAACGAAAUGGUUAAACUUAUUCACGGGUACGUGUCUCUUGUGAUUGGUUGGUAGUUUUUUGUAUUUCAACUUCAUUGGUUGGCUUUAUGUGACAAGUGGCGCCUACUGGUAUCAAAUUUCUUGACCAUAUCACCCGGUAGGAUGUAUUUGGACCGUAAGCAGUAUUUUUCAUUUGGUUGAGGUAUUUGUUUUUUAUACGAAUUUUUAAAGUAUUUAAAUGGCUUUUUCGAAGCUUUGCAAAUUCAUCACGCAUUGCAAAGAAAAUAUUACUCAACCACGCAUUGCAAAGAAAAAAAAAAUGAUGGAGAUUAUCUUUGGACAAGCUCUGUUUCUCCUCUUUUGUUUUAUCUUAUCAACUUGCCUUAUCUACACCACAUCAAGAUCCCGGAGCUCUCGCAAGGUUGCUCCACCGCCUCCAGGACCUCCGCGACUGCCCAUCAUCGGAAACAUUCACCUUGUCGGUAAAAAUCCACACCGUUCAUUCGCCGACCUCUCAAAAACAUAUGGACCAAUCAUGAGCCUUAAAUUUGGAAGUUUAAACUCUGUGGUUGUAACUUCACCAGAAGCUGCAAGAGAGGUUCUAAGAACACACGACCAAAUCUUCUCUAUCCGUAGCCCCCCUAACUCGAUACGGUCCAUUAACCACCACGAGAUUUCCGUUGUCUGGCUUCCACCAUCGUCGUCUCGUUGGAGACUAUUAAGAAAACUAUCGGCAACGCAGCUCUUCUCGCCCCAGCGUAUCGAAGCCACGAAAACAUUGAGGGUGAACAAGGUGAAGGAGCUUGUUAGCUUCAUGAGUGAAAGCAGCGAGAGAGAAAAAGCUGUUGAUAUUUCUCGUGCAACCUUCAUCACAGCUCUUAAUAUCAUAUCAAACAUUCUAUUUUCUGUCGAUCUCUGUAGCUACGACUCGAAAAAAUACAAUGGGUUUCAGGACGCGGUGAUUGGUGUCAUGGAAGCUAUCGGGAAUCAAGACGCUUCUAACUACUUCCCAUUUUUGGGGUUUCUUGAUCUGCAAGGUAAUAAAGAGACUAUGAAGGCUUGCUCGGAGAGGUUGUUUAGAGUUUUCCGUGGGUUAAUAAAUGCUAAGAUAGAGGCAAAAUCAUUGCGGAAUAACCCUAAAGAUGUCUCGGACAGAGAUUUCUUGGAUACGCUUCUCGAACUUACAGAAGGAGAUGAAGCAGAGCUCAACACUAACGAUAUUGAACACUUUCUCUUGGACCUGUUUGGAGCGGGAACAGAUACAAACUCUAGUACCGUGGAAUGGGCUAUGGCAGAGUUACUUCGAAGCCCUGAAACAAUGGCAAAAGCUCAGUCUGAGAUCGACCGUGUGAUCGGUCAAAAAGGUGUUGUUGAAGAGUCUGAUAUCUCGGAACUACCCUAUUUACAAGCAGUUGUGAAGGAAACAUUCCGGUUACAUCCGGCUGUUCCGCUUCUCGUCCCACGGAAAGCGGAAUCAGAUGUGGAGGUUCUUGGAUACCUCGUACCUAAAGACACUCAGGUUUUGGUUAACGUGUGGGCUAUGGGACGAGACCCUAGCGUGUGGGAGAAUCCGACCAGGUUCGAGCCAGAGAGGUUUUUGGGGAAAGAAAUGGACGUGAGAGGUAGAGAUUAUGAGCUUACACCAUUCGGAGCCGGAAGGAGAAUUUGCCCGGGAUUGCCUUUGGCUGUGAAAACAGUGCCUCUUAUGCUUGCUUCACUUCUCUGUUCCUUUGAUUGGAAGCUUCCAAACGGCGUCGCUUCUGAGGAUUUGGACAUGGACGAGAGCUUUGGUCUCACGUUGCAUAAAACCAAUCCGUUACAUGCCAUUCCCGUCAAGAAACGUGCCAUUAAUUAGACAUUUAGUCUAUUUUUUUUUAUUUUUUUUUUAACGUACGAAUUAAAGUUUCACAAAAAAAAUACAAUUAUUUACCUGAUUUAGAAUAAGAAACAUAUCAAAUGUGAUUCGAAAAUCCAAGUCUUGGAAUAAGACAACCGCAAUGAGAGAAAUUGAUUCAGCGA
Molecule: messenger RNA, 2037 nt
Organism: Camelina sativa (false flax)
Lineage: Eukaryota; Viridiplantae; Streptophyta; Magnoliopsida; Brassicales; Brassicaceae
Product: cytochrome P450 76C2
Molecular function (GO): heme binding; monooxygenase activity; oxidoreductase activity, acting on paired donors, with incorporation or reduction of molecular oxygen
Source: RefSeq, a predicted model, not a curated record